AUGUCGUCAAUUAGCACCCACACAACAGCAGCGUCCCACUCUCACACUCUGGCACCCGGCCCAGUCAUCACUUCCAGCCUCAGCUCCGCCCAACCCACGUCCAUCGUCUCGAGUAGUAACAUCCCUCCAUUUAUCACUGGCACCACCAGCCCUGGAGGAUCAGGAUCAUCCGCCGCUCCAACUCCUACCGCAAAGCCUUCCUCCGCGUCGUCGACUUAUACUCAGAAGAAGGUUUCUCUUGUCUUGGCGCUUAUGGUCUUCCUCCCCGCCGUCAUCAACGCCCUCUAG
This is a messenger RNA of Linnemannia hyalina, 288 nucleotides long. The record is from the annotation of a GenBank genome assembly. Lineage: Eukaryota; Fungi; Mortierellomycota; Mortierellomycetes; Mortierellales; Mortierellaceae.